Molecule: messenger RNA, 6006 nt
Organism: Dipodomys ordii (Ord's kangaroo rat)
Lineage: Eukaryota; Metazoa; Chordata; Mammalia; Rodentia; Heteromyidae
Gene: Itga8
Product: integrin, alpha 8
Exons: 30
Coding region: 125-3295 (1056 amino acids)
Biological process (GO): cell adhesion mediated by integrin; integrin-mediated signaling pathway; cell-cell adhesion
Cellular component (GO): integrin complex; external side of plasma membrane
Molecular function (GO): integrin binding
Source: RefSeq, a predicted model, not a curated record
ACCGCAGCGCGCUCCGACCCGGGACGCGGGCAUCUGGGGAUCGAUCGCCAGGGCCCGGCCGCCCCGCUGCCCCCCGCUCGUCCCCCCUGCCUCUGCCCACCCCGCCAGGGAGGGACGGAGGGCCAUGCCUGCCCGGACACUCGCCCCGAUCUGGUGCCUCUCGGCCGCUCUGGGGAUGCUGUGGUCCCCGGCCUCACGGGCGUUCAACCUGGACGUGGACAAACUCACGGUGUACAGCGGCCCCCGGGGCAGCUACUUCGGUUACGCCCUGGACUUCCACAUCCCCGACACCCGCACGGCCAGCAUCUUGGUGGGCGCGCCCAGGGCCAACACCAGCCAGCCAGAUAUCGUGGAGGGGGGAGCCGUGUACUACUGCCCGUGGCCCCUGGCCGGGUCUGCGCCUUGCAAACAGAUUCCGUUUGACACCACCAACAAUAGAAAGAUCAAAGUGAAUGGAACCAAAGAACCCAUAGAGUUUAAGUCCAAUCAAUGGUUUGGAGCAACGGUGAAAGCUCACAAAGGAAAAGUCGUGGCCUGUGCUCCUUUGUAUCACUGGAGAACUCUGAAACCAACACCAGAAAGGGACCCAGUUGGCACUUGCUAUGUAGCAAUUCAGAAUUUCAGCGCAUAUGCAGAAUACUCUCCUUGUAGAAACAGCAAUGUGGAUCCUGAAGGCCAAGGCUACUGCCAAGCAGGAUUUAGUCUGGAUUUUUAUAAGAAUGGAGACCUUGUAGUAGGAGGGCCUGGAAGCUUUUACUGGCAAGGUCAGGUAAUCACUGCCAGUGUUGCAGAUAUCAUUGCAAACUAUUCAUUCAAAGAUAUUUUAAGAAAACUUGCUGGAGAAAAGCAGACAGAAGUGGCUCCUGCUUCCUAUGAUGAUACUUACCUUGGAUACUCAGUUGCUGCUGGGGAAUUUACUGGGGACUCUCAACAAGAAUUGGUUGCUGGAGUUCCCAGAGGAGCACAGAAUUUUGGAUAUGUCUCAAUCAUUAACUCAACAGAUAUGACCUUUAUUCAGAAUUUUACUGGUGAACAGAUGGCAUCUUAUUUUGGAUAUACUGUUGUGGUAUCUGACGUUAACAAUGAUGGAAUGGAUGAUGUAUUGGUCGGCGCGCCUCUCUACAUGGAACGUGAAUUGGAGAGUAGCCCUAGGGAAGUAGGCCAAGUUUACCUCUAUCUGCAAGUGAGUGCCCUCCUCUUCCAAGAUCCUCAGAUCCUCACGGGCACGGAGACCUUCGGGAGGUUCGGCACAGCCGUGGCACACUUGGGGGACCUGAACCAAGAUGGAUUUAAUGAUAUUGCCAUCGGCGCGCCCUUUGCAGGCAAGGAUCAAACAGGCAAAGUGCUCAUUUACAAUGGCAACCAGAACGGCUUACAUGCCAAGCCAUCCCAAGUUCUACAAGGAAAAUGGACUUCACAGACCAUCCCCCCUGCGUUCGUCCCUUCUGGAUUCGGCUUUUCGCUGAGAGGAGAUGCAGACAUAGACAAGAAUGAUUAUCCAGAUUUACUUGUGGGUGCAUUUGGAACAGGAAAAGUUGCUGUUUACAGAGCCAGACCUGUGGUGACUGUAGAUGCCCAACUUCUGCUGAGCCCAAUGAUUAUCAAUCUUGAAAAUAAAACUUGCCAGAUUCCUGAGGUGUUGACGCCUGUGGCCUGCUUAUCUCUAAAAGUCUGUGCAUCUGUCACAGGUCAGAGCCUUUCCAACACAAUAGCCCUGACAGCUGAGGUGCAGUUGGACUCCCUGAAGCAAAAAGGAGCCAUUAAGCGCACACUCUUCCACAACAACCAUCAGCCCCAUCUCAUCUUCCCUCUUGUGAUAAAAGGGCAGAGAUCCCUCCACUGCCAGGAUUUCACUGUUUACCUUCGAGAUGAAACUGAAUUCCGAGAUAAAUUAUCCCCAAUCAACAUCAGUUUGAAUUAUAGUUUGGAUGAAUCAACCUUUAAAGAAGGUUUGGAAGUGAAACCAAUACUGAACCACUACAGAGACAAUGCUGUGACUGAACAGGCUCACAUCCUGGUGGACUGCGGAGAAGACAAUUUGUGUGUUCCUGAUCUGAAGCUAGCGGCUAGACCAGAUAAGCAUCAGAUCAUCAUUGGAGAUGAAAAUCACCUCAUGCUUGUCAUCAAUGCCAGAAAUGAAGGGGAAGGAGCCUAUGAGGCUGAACUCUUCGUCACAAUACCAGAAGAGGCAGAUUAUGUUGGAAUUGAACGCAACAACAAGGUGCUGCGACCACUGAGCUGCGAGUACCGGAUGGACAAUGUGAGCCGGAGGGUGGUGUGUGACCUCGGCAAUCCCAUGGUGGCUGGAACAAAUUAUUCUCUGGGCCUCCGAUUUGCCAUCCCACGUCUUGAGAAAACAAACAUGAGUAUCAGCUUCGAUCUCCAAAUCCGAAGUUCCAACAAGGACAAUCCUGAAAGCAACUUUGUGAGUGUGCAGAUCAACAUCACUGCUAUAGCUCAAGUCGAAAUAAGAGGCGUUUCCCAUCCUCCGCAGAUUGUUCUGCCCAUUCAUAACUGGGUGCCGGAAAUGGAGCCCCGCAAAGAAGAGGAAGUUGGACCGUUGGUGGAACACAUUUAUGAGCUACACAAUAUUGGGCCGAGCGCCAUCAGUGACACUGUCCUGGAGGUGGGCUGGCCAUUCUCCGCGAGGGCUGAGUUUCUUCUCUACAUUUUCCAUCUUCAAACUCUGGGGCCGCUACGAUGUCAAACAAAUCCUGAUAUCAACCCACAGGAUAUCAAGCCCGCCGCCUCCCCCGAGGACACCCCAGAACUCAGCGCCUUCUUGCGAAACUCUACCAUCCCUCAUCUCAUCCGGAAGCGGGAGGUGCCCUCAGCCCCGCUCCACAGACAGAGCCCCGCCAAGGUCCUGAACUGCACAAAUAUCGAGUGUUUGCAAAUCUCUUGUUCAGUGGGACGACUAGGAGGAGGAGAAAGUGCAGUCCUAAAGAUCAGAUCUCGACUCUGGGCCCAUACCUUCCUCCAGAGGAAAAACGACCCCUAUGCUCUUGCGUCUCUAGUGUCCUUUGAAGUUAAGAAGAUGCCUUAUAAAGAUCAGCCAGCAAAACUGCCAGAAGGAGGCAUAGCCAUUAAGACAUCCGUUAUCUGGGCAACCCCAAAUGUUUCCUUCUCCAUCCCAUUAUGGGUCAUCAUACUAGCCAUACUGCUGGGAUUGUUGGUUCUAGCCAUCUUAACCUUAGCUUUGUGGAAGUGUGGAUUCUUUGAUAGAGCAAGACCUCCUCAGGAUGAAAUGGCGGACAAGGAACAGCUGACCAGCAGCAAGACCCCGGAGGCAUAACAGGGGAAAAACAAAAGACCAAAAAUUCAAACACUGGUCCCAUUGAAAGAAAAGGAAGGACAUAAGGGCUGUAUAAUAAAGGCUUUCCUAUACCUGCCAGUGACCUAGGAAGCAAAAGAGCCCCUGACAGGAUCGCAUCAUCAACUCCAUCCAUUGAGGACAUCGCCAUGGAAUCCAGAGAGGCCUGUGGAGAGAGAGAAACCCCCAACAUGAUGGAAAUAAUCAGAUCAGCAAUUAUGGAAGAUUUCUCUGGUUUUUGUCAUUCCAUAUUUGGCAGACAUUUUUGGACUAGAUAUCUGAACUUAGAACUUGCUGUCCAGGUUAAAAGAAAAAAAAAACACAAACCUGAGUUGCAAAGAUGAACUGUCUGAAUUCCUAUAGAAUUUAGAAAGUGAACAAAGACUGAACAACUGUCCAACACUACUGUAUCCAAUGGAAUUUCUGACACCUCCCUAUGGAACAGGAACAUUGGUAACGAUGGAUGAUGACUCAGGGAGACAAAGCAAUAUGUUGUUGGUACUGUGAAAAGUACUUUUGAAAACAACACAGAUAAUUUUGUGUGAGGAUUUUUUAGAAAAAGAUUAUUUAUUUAUUUUCCAUUUGUCUAGAGUUGAGAUUCUCUGCUUGUCCAGAGAACUGGGAAAUUAAGAUUUGGUUCGCUAGUUUUCAACAUCACUCACUUUGUGUCAUGCUAAGGUAGCUACUUUGUGCAGAUAACUUUGUGUUUGAAUAGAGUGUCUUCCAAAUUUAGAUAGUGUCAAGGAGAAACAAAUUAGUAUUAUGUCAGUUUUGUUUGGUACUUUGCUGCCUUCUACCUGGAAUUAGUUUUAUUCAUAUUUUCCAGGAACUCACAUCUGCUCAAUUUAACUUCACAAAACAUUGUAUUUAUAUUUCCUUUUAUAUAUGCAAAAAAUUCAAGGUACUCAAUGCCCAGUGUGAUUUUUAAAAGUCAUUUAAAUUUGUAGAGUUCAUAUAAAAAAACUUAACAAUAUGGUAAACACUCCUUUUAAUAUAUACAACAAGCAACACCAAUAUUUAGCUUGGGAUUAAAUAUCUGUUUUCCUUUCUAUACCCCAUAUUUGUAUACAAGAAAAAAAUGUUAAGCAUAAACAAGAUAGAAAUACAAAGUUAUACAGGUGUGACACAAAACUAUAUUCCUAAAAAUUUUAUUUAGAAUUGCUAACACCAACUUUAUUACUCAUUUUUUACACUAAUCUUUCUAGGAAAUAACCUGGGAAAAUAGAUAAUCUUUUGUUUAAGCUAUUUUUUCAUCAGCUUUAACUCUUGAAAAAUUUGUUAAGGCUCUUGUAAAUAAUCUAUAAUCAUGUUUUAUAUUGCCAUUUUGAAGUAAAAUUGACCAGUCAAAUUUAUAGUCUGCACAAUUUUGUAUCCUUUUUAUAAUGAUGAAAAAUUGCUAUGAAGAAAUGCUGAACAAAAUUGUAUGUGCAAUAUUUUAUAGACAUAUGUAUCUGAGGCAUGUUUACACUGGCAUUAGUUAUUUUUAAAUUAAUAUCCUGAAUAUUAAUUCUGAUAGAAAAACCUGACCCACAUCCUUAAGUUUACAUAGCAGUUGGAAAAAAAUCUGUGUCCCAAUUUCAACAAUCAUGCUUUAUUUGAAAGAUGAGCCAAACUCACAGACACUAAAUUUUAUGCUGUGCCUUUAACCUGGACAGAAGCCAUUUGGCUUCAGCUGCAAAAACCCAUUGGAAAGCAAACCAAAGGCACAUGGAUGAGCACAUUGUUGUAGUUCAUUGUCUGUCUGCUUCUGAAUUAAACCCAUUCUGGAAGUUGUUGACAUGUCUGUCAGGAGCUCAAGUCUAACUUCCAGUGUGUGUUGUCUGAUAGCUGAUGAGCCAUGCACUUGAUUCAAGAGUUUGAGAAUCCCACACUAGCCCCUGAGGACCUUAAGUGUUAGCCCUCUUAGAUAGAACCAGUUGUAUAAGUCAAUGGUCAUCUAUAUGAUAUGAUUUAAGGGAUACUAAAAUGCCUUCUCUACCCUCUAAAAAUGCCCUAACUCUUGUCGUGCCUGUCUUAUGACCAAAAGAUGAGUAACUCAGGAGUUAGAGUCAUAAAAAUGUCCUCCUUACUUCUUGAAAGAACUCAACUCUCAAUUCACUCUUCUGGAGUGAGCUAGAAGUGUCAAGAGACAGAUAGAGCAAAGAAUAAGGGCUUCAAAUGCCAACCACACUCUCAGACAAUAAAGGUUCUUUCUGGAGGUCCCCGCUGUAUAUGGGGCAUUGCAUGGGACAUUACACACAUGCAUAUAGCAGCCCUCUACCCCUUGGAAUGUGGGGGUGAUGGAGGGAGGGAGAAACUUGAGGUCAGUGAUUCGUCCAGAAGCCAUUCCUCUGGCAUUUCUCCCAUCUACACAGAAAACACUGACAAUGCACUGAGUAUGUCAUAACUAUCUUUGCUGAGUUCUUUCAUAAGUCCUAAUGCACUGGGCUCCUUCUCAGAGCCUAUCUGUAUUUCUUUUCCCAGAAUUCCCUUUCCAAUUCUUGCAGCUGAUUUUUAAAACAUGGGGAAAUGGGAGAAUUAAGUUUUAUAAACUUGGAGAAUGUUAUAUAGCAAAUAAAUAAUGUACUAGGCACCCACUGAAAACUUAUACUAGAACUCAAUUCUUGUUUUUAUUUAAAUACAUGUAUAGAGAUCUGUGAAGAUUGUCACAUACCUAUUUACCUGGUCACUAAUAAAAUUAAAAAUUAAAGACA